Messenger RNA from Limanda limanda (common dab), 1775 nucleotides. RefSeq names its product tetraspanin-13-like. Bases 157 to 774 code for a protein of 205 amino acids. Gene Ontology annotation, cellular component: membrane. Lineage: Eukaryota; Metazoa; Chordata; Actinopteri; Pleuronectiformes; Pleuronectidae. The record is from RefSeq and is a predicted model, not a curated record. The transcript has 6 exons.
GGUUCGGUCUGUCCCUCCUUCAGACCUUCAGACGAGCAGGGACCAGGACCAGGACCAGGACCCGGGGACCAGCGAGACUCACUCGGCCUCUCGGGAAAACGAAGGAAACAGAAACCUCUUGAAUCUGAAUCUGUGAGGACCGUGUGCGGAGCCGCGAUGGUUUGCGGAGGAUACAUCUGCACCAAGAACGCUCUGUGCGCCCUCAACAUACUUUAUGUCUUGGUGAGUCUGCUGCUGAUCGGAGGGGCCGCCUGGGGGAAAUGGUUCGGCCUGGUCUCAAGCAUCCAGGUGGUGGCAGGCGUCAUCGCCGUGGGCAUCUUCCUGUUCCUGGUUGCCUUCGUGGGUCUGUGCGGCGCCCUGAAGCACCACCAGGUCCUGCUCUUCUUCUACAUGAUGAUUCUGUUCCUCGUGUUCGUGGUGCAGUUCUCGGUGUCCUGUGCCUGUCUGGCCCUGAAUAAAGACCAACAGAACCAUCUGCUGGAGAUCGGCUGGAACAAAUCCGAGGCCACUCAACUGGACGUGGAGAAAACGCUCAACUGCUGCGGCUUCUCCAACGUCAACUACAACGGCACCUGUGCUGCUACUUGCUUUAAAGACCCGUCACCAGCUUGUGAAACCUGCUCAAAUAUCAUCCAGCGGUAUGCCGGAGAGGUGCUGCGGUUUGUGGGCGGUGUCGGGCUCUUCUUCAGCUUUACAGAGAUCUUCGGAGUUUGGCUCGCCCACAGAUACAGAAAUCUCAAAGAUCCCCGAUCAAACCCUGGAGCCUUUCUAUAGCCAGGCACAGAUUAAUACAUUGCACUGCUGAAUAACUGUUUGUCCCCAUAAAUUACCUGUACAUCUGUUUAAUGCAAGGCAGAAAAAAAAGAAAGUUUUAUGGGUCUUUUCGGGCCUCUUCUCUAAAUCUUUGCUGCUCAAUUACUCUCAUUUAAAUUAUGUAACUUUUGAUCCUGAAAAUAAAUGUUGUGUCUUUAAGUUGGUUAGUACACUUAUUUACUUUUGUUACUAAGAGUUGGAGAAGAUCUUUAUCACUCAAAUAUCUGUAUGGUGCUGGAGUUAACAGCCAGUUAGCUUAGCUCAGCUUUGCUUAAAACCUUGAAACACAGGAGAACAGUUAGAAUGGCUCCGUCCAAAGCUUAUUGAUAAACACAUGCUUCUGUAUCUUUGUUAUUUCAUAAUAAAACCACCAAACUGUAAGAAGAGAGAGGAUCUGCAGGGGGGUUUUGUGACAGACGAUUUUCGGAUGGUAGCAUUGACACACUGAACACACUCACACCUCCUAUGGAACUGGAAUGCUAUCAAUUCGGGUUAUGCAGUUGUGACCACAUUCCGAGGGCCGAGAUCCGAUUGUCAUUUGUCUUCGGCCUUUUCUUGGCGCUUUAACCAUAAGACCACAAAUACAAACCAUUACUAUGGUUUUUUUCACAUGACCUGUGACCUGUAGCUGUGUCCUCCUGCUUCGUCACAGAAGCUCACAGCGACUGUGUUGACUCAACACACACACACACACCUUAUGCAAAUAAAACGCCACGAGUGUAGCACCACUCCUAGAUAAGCACUUCACAGGUGAACACACACACACACACACAGACACGCACACGCUCUGCAGACAGUGGAUUUGUGUUGGACUUGCAGGAAAAUAUUAAAAUUGGGUCCAAUCUGUUCCAGUUUGAUAGACAGUGAUCGAUAUUAUCAACCUAACAUUUUGUUUUAUUUGUGUAUUUAUUGCUCUUUGAUUUGAAUAAAAAAGUAUUACAAUCUGAGCGUAAUGAACUUAA